AUGAGCUCACCUAGAAAUGACAGUGAAGAGCCAUCCGUCGCCGCAGCAGAGUCGGAAAGUGCUUCUACUGGAAGUAAUGACGCCGGCGCGUCAGGUCACCAUCAAGCCGCGAAGCGAAGACUCUCUAGCACAGCAGUGAUAGAAAUAUCAGAUACUGACAGUGAUGAUUCCGAUGUGUGUGCUGUAAACUCCUACCAAGCGUCUGCCGAUGAAGUCAAAAGGAUUCGUAAAGAUUACACCUCUUCAUCGUCAUCAUCAUCAUCAGACUAUAGCUCAGAUUCAGAGUCACCCUGGGAGGAUGACUCUAUUGUAGUAGAUGAUAAGUUUGAGACCAAAGCUAAAAGAGCAGAGCUCAAUCCACGUGCAAAUAGGAUGGAUGACCCCCCGGCUCAAUCCAGCAAUAAAGAUGAAGUAAUAGAUAGAUUAACAAGUCACUGGAAAGAAGACAAGGAUCAUUUGAGCAAAGAAGUAACCUUGACGUGCCAACCGUUCAAGGUGUGUCGAGUGCACAACUUACUUGCUAAUCCUGAGAUCAUCAAUAAUAUAGUAGACGACAUGAACACUUUAGACUGGACACGAAAAAAAAUGGAUCUUUAUGAGUUUCACCAGACAACAGAUCUCGCCAACUUAACAUGGCAAAGAAGUAUAAGAGGCAUCUAUGAACUCUUAAAGACUGAAUUAAAAAAUUGGGUAUCACAAGUCACGGGCUUAGAAUUGCAGAGUGUGUCAGCAUCGUGUUCACUGUACGGCCCCGGAGAUCACUUGCUCAUUCACGACGAUCAGAUGACUGACCGGCGGGUGGCAUUUAUUUUCUACCUAGCACCGUGGCACCCCCCGGACCUUCGACAUCAUAUUCAUAAUGGCGACGGUGAUGCUACCGAUCAGAAAAGCGCGCCGUGGGGCGGCUGGUCGGAGAGCAUGGGCGGCGCGCUAGAGCUAUUCGCGCGGGACGCCAGCGGAGCGCCCGCCGACGUGGAGCGCCGGCUCUACCCGGCUAACAACACGCUCGCAUUCUUUCAAGUCGGCAGCGACUCCUUCCACCAGGUGGGCGAGGUCCUGUCCAUGGAGUUGCCGCGGCUGUCGAUCAACGGCUGGUUUCACGGCCCCGCGUCCGAGGCGAGCGCUCCUUCUCCAGAAGACUUGGUCCUGCACAAACCGCACUCGCAAGUGGUGGUGGUGCAGCAGUGGCUGCAGAGCACGUACAUGUCGACGCGAGUGCGGGCUCAGGUGCAGGCGCAGAUGGAGACGGCCAGCGAGGUCAGCCUCCGAGACCUGCUGCGGCCCGACCGCCUCGCCGCUCUCAUGGCGGCCCUCGAAGCGCCCGACGUAGAGUGGGAGCGGAGCCCGGGGCGCCAUCGGCGCCGCUACAUGCGCGUGUCCGCCGCGUGGGCGGAGGCCGCGGCGAAGGCGGAGGCGGGGAGCGAGCCGCAUCCGGUGGCGGGGCUCCUGCGGCUGGCCGGCAGUUCGGCCUUCGUGCGCGUGCUGGCCGACUGCACCGACCUCGCGCUCGCCUCGUACUCCGGCCUGGAGCUGCAGCGCUGGACGCCCGGAGACUACACGCUGCUGGCGGGCCGCGAACAGUACGAGAGGGCGCGGCUCGAGGCCACGCUGUACCUGGGCGCGCCGGCGGGGGCUCUGAGCGGCGGCCAGCGCGUGUACGUGGCGCCCGAAGAGGCCGCGCGGGGCGAGGCGCUGCUGACCGUGCCGCCCGUCCACAACGCCCUGGCGCUGGUCUACUGCGACGCCGGAGCCGCCGCCUUCACCAAGUACCUCGGCCGCCUCGCCGCGCCGCCCCAUCGGAGGCACUACGUGCUCGCCUGCAGCUACUACGAGUGA
This is a messenger RNA of Pieris macdunnoughi, 1836 nucleotides long. The record is from the annotation of a GenBank genome assembly. Lineage: Eukaryota; Metazoa; Arthropoda; Insecta; Lepidoptera; Pieridae.